AUGCCGCAUUCAACCCAAGCAUCGGAUCGUCAUGUAUCAAAACCCUCCUACCGUCAUCAACCAUACUCUCAACCCCAGCCAUCCAAGAAGUCGAAGUCCCAAUCAAAGCCUAAACAGCCCAAUACAUACAACAGAUGUUGGGAUUGGAUUGUUACAGAUGGUAACUGUCACUACGCAAAGAACCGUUCGACAUUCCGAAGCUACCGACGAGCGCCGGGCAAGAUCGCCGGCUCACGUGUCCUUGGUGUAGGGAGUGUUGAACUGCGUGUCCGACGACGCUCGGGCGAUGGAGCGAUCAACACACUUGUGCUCGAUAACGUAUUGCAUAUGCCGAAUGCGCGGUGCAAUGGGUUGAGCCUGCCAAAAUACCGUGAAACACACCCAUUAGCGGGGGUAGAUGGCGAAGGUGACCACGUCGAAGCGCGGAGUGACGAUGGAUCGGAGCCGGAGUGGUAUGCAGAAAGGUACCAUGGACUACCAAGAGUUGUGCUUGCGGGCGAACCUCAGGGAGAAUCACAUCUGAGCGAUGAUGGUCAUAAUAUGCUUUCUGUGAUGGCUUCGAAUGAGGAGAUGGAAAAACUUUGGCAGAGGGUGCAGAAUAGAAGUUGGGUGGCGUAG
Molecule: messenger RNA, 618 nt
Organism: Aspergillus pseudonomiae
Lineage: Eukaryota; Fungi; Ascomycota; Eurotiomycetes; Eurotiales; Aspergillaceae
Exons: 1
Coding region: 1-618 (205 amino acids)
Source: RefSeq, a predicted model, not a curated record